Ceraceosorus bombacis is the source of this 434-nucleotide messenger RNA. NCBI's taxonomy places the organism in Eukaryota, Fungi, Basidiomycota, Exobasidiomycetes, Ceraceosorales, Ceraceosoraceae. The record is from the annotation of a GenBank genome assembly.
AUGCACCGACUCCCGACGUUGGCACUGGCGGUGGCUCAUCCACCGCUACGCUUCAAGGACAAGCAGGUGCAGAGGAGGCCAAAAAGCAAGACAAGCCAGCAGAGCAAGAGCAAGCCAAGCCAGCAGAGCAAUCGCAGGCGCACGAGGCGCACAAAGAAGAACAGCACCACGAGGAGCACAAGGAAGAACACAAGGAGCACGAAGAAGCGCACAAGGAUGCUCAUUCGAACGACUCGAAGCAAUCUGAAGCAGCGAAAGGCAAAGCGGCUUCAGGUGGUGAAAAGCCGUUCGCGGAAACGUCUACCAAGACGGGGCAAUCGUCACAAGCCGAUGCCAAGAGCCACCCUAGCGAUGCGAAAGCGCACGGCGGUCAAUCUGCUUCUGCAGAAUCGGCCUCGGCUACCGAAGGACAAGCCGCAGCGGGCUUCCACUGA